AUGAGCGAGAUUGCCACGGACAAGUUCGAUGAUUGGAAAAAAGAAGACUCUUUUGAGCAUCAUGAACUGGCCAUUGUGGAACAGCCCGUCAGUUCAGCAAACCAAGAAUCUACAUGCUCAAGUGCUCUUGACCUUCGUGAUCCUCGUAAUUGGCCACACUGUAAAAAGGAUGUGGUCAUUUUGAUGAUUUCAUUCCAUUCAAUGAGCUCAACUUUCAUGACCGCUGGGAUUGUUCCUGCAAGUUCCAAGUUCGCAGUUUCUUAUGGUGUAUCUCUUGCUUCCGCGAGCUAUCUCGUAUCUAUACAAAUCCUCUUACUCGGAGUUACACCCAUAUUUUGGGUAGUUGCCAUGGAACGAUACGGCCGCCAUUAUAUACUGAUAUUUUCAGUGCUGGCAAGCAUGGUAUGCAACCUUGGUGGGGCAUGGUGCACAACCUAUGCUGGUCAAAUGGUUACUCGUGCAUUGUGUGCCACCUUUAUUUCACCACCAAUUGGCAUUGGCAGUGUAAUAGUCACAGAGUUGACUACACCUGAUGAACGUGCUCGGAAAUUAGGUUGGUGGGUUGUUAUGACAAUUCUCGGCACACCUGCAGGUCCCUUCAUUAUGGGAUUUGUAGUACAGCACACUCAGGUCCGAUGGAUAUUCUGGAUAUAUUCCAUCGUCAACUUUCUGCAGGCAGUAGCCUAUUUGUUACUCGGAGCAGAGACGCUAUAUCCUCCGGUACCGAAAUCCGAGACCCUUGAAGUAAAGGGCUCUGUCAUGAAGACUCUAGCGAGGAAAUUAGUUCCAAGAAGACUUGAUGUGCGGCCGAUGAGACUCCGAAACGUUCUAACUCCAUUCGAGCUGGCAGCGAAUACCCGUAUAUUGGUAGCAGCUAUGGCCACUUCCAUUAAAUUCUGCUAUGGAAAUAUUGUAUAUGUCGUCGAAAUGCCACUUACAUUCACAGAGAAACUUGGUCUCGAUGCCCAGCAGACUGGUCAUCAAUUCGCUUCGUACAUUCAAAGCGCAGGGGGGAAUUUUUAUCCCGCCGAUCGUUUUUGGCUGACGUAUAUUGGCUUUUUCACUAUAAUUGCCGGCCUUUUGAUCUGGGGAUCUCGACUCGAACAAGCGACAACCUGGAAUAUUACUCCAUGCGUGGGAAUUGCUAUUGCCAGUUUUGGAAAUCAGAUACAAUCGAACGUCCUCACUGCGUAUGCCGUUGAUACGUCCCCCGACAAGUCUGCCCAUAUUGGAGUAUUCUUCAAUUUUAUAAGACUUCUAUAUGGUUUUAUCGCUCCAUUCUAUUUCCCAUACCUGUUUAAUACUUUAAAUUAUGCGGUCGCGGCCGGACUGAUGUGCGGACUUGUGGUUAUUGGUGGAAUAAUCCCUGUUUCAAUUAUCCAGCUCACAGCAUCUCGCAAAGAUCUCUCAAUAGAGAUGUAG
Messenger RNA from Penicillium malachiteum, 1422 nucleotides. Its product is annotated as MFS transporter. The transcript has 4 exons. Bases 1 to 1422 code for a protein of 473 amino acids. Gene Ontology annotation, molecular function: transmembrane transporter activity. The record is from RefSeq and is a predicted model, not a curated record. Gene Ontology annotation, biological process: transmembrane transport. Lineage: Eukaryota; Fungi; Ascomycota; Eurotiomycetes; Eurotiales; Aspergillaceae.